Messenger RNA from Zea mays, 2683 nucleotides. NCBI's taxonomy places the organism in Eukaryota, Viridiplantae, Streptophyta, Magnoliopsida, Poales, Poaceae. The record is from RefSeq and is a predicted model, not a curated record.
CGCGGCAGCGAGCAGAACUGGCGGCCGGCCCGGCUCUCAUAUGGCGGAGCCGGAGCACCCUCCCCUCUCCCGCUCAAAAUUAGCGCCAAGCGGCCAAGCCAUUUGCUUCCCGCUGGGUAUUAUAGCUAACUGAAAAUAAAAUAAAAUGCCUUCAGCUCGUGAGACGCCAGGGGCAUUACGGUAACUGCGCACUAACGCUCACCCGCGCCUCCGGGUUCUGGGCUUUAGCGCUCGCUCGCCGGUCGGCCCCACCAUUCCGCGCAGUUCCGCGUGCGAGGAACAGGAACCGCUGCUGCUCUCUGCCUCCGCUCCGAUCCUGCUUGCGCUCGAGAACCGCGACGCCGACGCCCUUCCUUGACGCGUUGUUGAUCUGCGAGCUCAGGCAAGAGUGCAAGACCAACUCUGUUGGCUAGAGUAUUGCAUUUAUACAGAUCUGCAUAUUAGAGAAGAUUUUUCGUAUAUUUUGGUGAACAUGAAGAGAAAGGCGCAGUCAGGAAAAUCUCGCUCAUGGUGGUGGGACAAUCAUAUUAGUCCACAAAAUUCUAAGUGGCUCUCUAAAAAUCUAGAAGAAAUGGAGAAGCAGGUGAAACAAAUGUUGGGGCUCAUUGGCGAAGGAGAGUUUUCUGCAGAAAAAGCGGAGGUGUUCUAUGAGAAGCGGCCUUUACUUAUUACUCAUGUGGAGAACUUCUAUUGCAUGUAUCGUGCUCUUGCUGCCCGAUAUGACGAUGUAACUGGACAACUACGCAAAAACAUUCCAUCAUCUCUUCAAUCAUAUGGCUCGGUUGGUGUCUCUGAAUCAGAUUCUGAGACACAAUGUUUCACAUCUCCAGAGUUUGAUAUGCCACAGCAAAAGCAAAAGCCUGGACCAGAUUUCCUUGAUUUUUCCAUUGGCUCUGGUGUUAGCUCUGAUGUAUCAAAGAAGGGUAGUGAAAGGUCUUCAUCAUCUUCAGAUUCUGAUUCAGAGCUUGAUGAGGCCAAAGAGGAAAAUGGCAGUAUGUUUUAUGCCUUGAGCCAAAAAAAUAUUGAGCUAGAAGAUGAGCUUCAAGAAGUAAGGGGAAAACUUGAUGCUUUAGAGGAAAAACAUGCUCAUUGCCAAAGAGAUUUGAGUACCAACUCAAAAGAUACUGAACAUGAAGAAAACCUGCACACUUCAGAUGUGGAAUCCAACACCCUUCAGAAGGAUGCAGAAGAAACAGAUUUUGCUUUAGAGAGCUCAACAGAAGUCAACAGCGAAAAGGAAGCAUUGGAAGCUGUGCUGUUUGAGCGGAAAAAUGAGAUUGAAAUGCUGAAAGGUGCAAUGGCCUCAGCUGCUAAGCAGUUUGAAGUUGAAUUGGCACAUCGUGAUCUUGAAAUUGGUAAGUGCAAGCAUGAACUUGGAGUACUCUCGGAGAAGUAUUUGCAUGAUAAGUCUACUCUCGAGGAUGAGCUUAGAAGGCUCCAUGGAAUAAUCAAGAAUAUGGAAGGUGACUUAGAAAAAAUUUCACAGGAGAGAUUGCAGCUCAGGUCUCGGAUUAAAGAGCUCGAGCAGGCAGCUCACAGCUUAGACUAUUCAGCUUCCGAGAUAGUUGAGCUACAAGAAGUAAUAAGGAAUACACAAGCAGAAUUAGAAAAGGUCACAAAGGAGAAAGAAGUGCUCAAAGAACACGCUAACGAAUUUGAGCAACUUUUAAAGGGCCUUGAGGUCUCAGGUACAGAGGUUGCAAAGCUACCAGAAACUAUCAAGAACCUGGAAGCCCAGCUAGAAAGAUCCUUCGAAGAGAAAUCAGUACUCCAAGACCAGAUCAAGCAGCUGGAGCAGGUUAUGUCUGAAUCUUCGGAGAAACAUUCACAUGAGCAGUUCUCUCUUACUGCGGAUCUUUUGAAGUUAUCUGAAGUGAACGCUUCUCUUGAAGACAAAUUGUCCGAUGUGGCGGCAGAGCUUAUCCAAGUUUAUGCUGACAAGGAAGAAGAAUCUCUCGAUAAUGAGAAGCAAAUUUCUGUCCUCAGUAAAGAUAUUGCUGAUCUCAGGAGAAAGCUUGAAUUGUUGUCAUCUGAGAAAACCACAGUUGAUGAUGAGUUGGCCAAACUGCUAGCUGAUAUUAUGAUUCGUGACGAAAAGAUGAAGCAAAUGGAUGACCACCUAAAUCAGCUUCAGUUAGAGCAUGCCAAGCUGAUGGCAGAAUUUGACAGUGCACACAGGUCCUUGUCAGAGCUGCAUGCGCAGGUUUCUGAGCUGGAAGACGAGGUAGAGAAGCAGAAGCUUGUGAUAUCCGAGAGUGCAGAGGGAAAGCGGGAGGCCAUCAGGCAGCUGUGCUUCUCCAUUGAACACUACCGCAGCGGGUAUCAGCAGCUGAGGCAGCUGCUGCAAGGCCACAGGAGGCCGUUGGUGAUGGCAACCUGAUAAAUGAACAAAGUCCGUUUGCCAACAAAUUGCGCAGUUGCUUGUCUCUGGGCGUGUUCUAUUUGUAGCUCUGUUCUUUCACAACUUGUGCCGUGUAGUUUAUGUUAUAAAGAAUUCUGUGUGGUAUGUGUGUAGAAUGUAAUGGGAUGGGAUAUUUAUGUUGUUCCUUCAUACUCCUGUGGCUGUUUUCUUUUUCCUUGCUGUCCGCUGAUGAAUGUUAUGAUAUGCUUGAACCUUCGUCUUUUCAGUCACGACUUUAUGUGGUCAAUAACUGAACUGCACAAUGGAACUCCCUUUUCAAUC